AUAUACAGUGUUCCUAAAUAAUGUACCAACAGAAAAUCAGGUGAAAAUUCUUUCAAGGUCACGCAUCUCUUUAAAUUAUAAGUUGUUAUGAGCAACGCGUCGCUCGUCUUUUUCGGGGCACAAUGAAACUUCAAAACGGAAAAAUAACAAAUGAAAAACAGGAGGAAAAUCAUGAGGAAAAAACAGCAAUAAGGCAAACGAAUGGGGUAAACAUUAAAAAACCGCAAAAUUUGCCAUCGAAAUGGGAUAAAUACAACAGUUUGUCCAUCCUUAUAGGAAUAGUCUCAUUUUUAACAGUUUUAUUUAUUGCUGGAGAAGAAUGUAUGCAAUGCUUUAACAAGUUGGAUCAAGAAAAACCUGAGAAAGUAUAUGUGGACCCCAAAAUGGGCUUCAAAAAAUUUUGGGCAUAUGGUAAAAACAUUGAUAGUGGGUAUUUGACUGAAGUUUUCACUGUUUUGGAUAGAUUGGGUUAUAAGAAUUCACCCAAUACAUCUGACUGGGAUUUGCUGUGGUCUCAUGAUUACCCAUUUAGGAGAUUGUAUCAGGAAUUGAAGGAUUUAAAGCCACAUCAAAAAGUAAAUCAUUUUCCUGGAUGUGGAUAUAUAACCAACAAAGUGGAUUUGGCUACAAGUGGAUUAAAAUAUAUACCACCUGCUUUUAAGUUGCCAAAUGAUAAAGACAAAUUGUUGAAAUAUUCCCAAGAAAAUCCUCGCGCAAAAUUUUUGCAAAAGGAUAAUGAUCACAGGAAUAUUAAGAUAGAGGAUAUCAACAAUAUUGAUUUAAAUACUGAAGGAACUUUUAUACAGGAAUUUGUAGACAAACCUUUGCUAGUAAAUGGACAUAAGUUUGAUAUUGGUAUUUAUACCAUUAUUACAUCUAUUGAUCCCCUCAGAAUUUAUAUUUAUAAUGGAGAAGCUUUAUUAAGAUUUUGUCCUGAAAAGUACUACCCAUUUGAUGCAAAAAAUCUCAAUAAGUAUGUUGUGGGAGAUGAUUACUUACCCACCUGGGAGUUGCCAGAUUUGGAUUAUUACUUUAAUCAAUUGGGAUUUGGUAUGAAGGAAAGUUUAAAUGCCUAUUUAAGAUCAAGAGGAAAAAAUCCUUCUGUAAUUUGGGAACAAAUUGAAGAUGCUAUAAGGACGAUCAUUUUGGAUAAAGAAAAACAUAUAGCAGAUAUUCUACAAAGGUUUAAAUCGAAACACAACUUUUUUGAAAUGAUGCGUUUUGACUUUGUAAUUGAUGAGGAUCUUAAAAUUUAUCUUUUGGAGGCAAAUAUGAGUCCAAAUUUAUCUUCUGCACAUUUUCCACAAAAUAAACUAUUGUACCAACAAGUCCUUUAUAAUGUUUUAGGAUUAGUUGGUGUUGGUGAAAAUUUAUACAGAAAUUCUUUAGUUAUGAGGUCUCCUCUUGAGGAAGAAAUGAUUGUAUCAUAUAAAAGUAUAGCAACAUUUCCAAAAGAGUGCCACAGCAAUUUAUGCCGUAAUGGUUGUUCAUCACCACAAUGUCAAUUAUGUAAAAAUUGCUUAUCGCCAAUGACUAAAAAAGAUUUAGCACUUGCUUAUAAAGAACAUGUGCACAGAGGAAAUUGUAAAAGAAUUUUUCCACCCCCAAUGACACAAGAAGAAGCUAAAAAAAUCACCAAUUUAGAAGAAUAUUCUCCAGAAAAUCAAUUACACUACAAAUGGUUUAUUGGUAAAUGUCUAUUAGACAAAUCUUGGUGUUAAUAUACCUAUUAAAUAAUUGUUAUGUUUGUAUUUAUUUUAUUUAUGUAUUUAUUUCUUCUUUAAUAAAGUUAUAUUAUUUUUCAAAAUUUAAUUUGUACAAACCAGGAAAUAUUCCAAUGGAAUAUAAACUACAAUAGGUACAUUUUCGGUUUGGAAAGAAAUUCAAAAAUAA
Messenger RNA from Brassicogethes aeneus, 1893 nucleotides. NCBI's taxonomy places the organism in Eukaryota, Metazoa, Arthropoda, Insecta, Coleoptera, Nitidulidae. The record is from the annotation of a GenBank genome assembly.